GUGUGUGUGUGUGUGUGUGUGUGUGUGUGUGUCUGUAGGUCAGUCAUGCAGUCGUGCAGUUCUGCUCUCUGUAUCCUGAUCUUACUGACCAAUACAGUCACUACUGUGGCCAAUGCAAGUUUUACUACAGUGAAGGUGGAUCUUCAUGACUCUGCUACUCUGCCCUGCUCUGAGAGAUGCUCUGGUUUGGUCAGAUGGACUGUGCACCAUAAACCCACUGAUGUUCUGGCUGAGUGUGAUCAGACUUCAUGUAGAUCAGUGAAGGAGGGAUAUCAGAUGAUCCAUGAUCAGUACCUGAAGGGAGAUCACUCUCUCAUCAUCGCUGAUGCCGAUUUCAGAAAAAGGGAUGUGUACACGUGUGAGUGUGAUGGUACAGAUCUCUGUGAUGUGGCUCUAAAGAUUGAGCCUUUGAACACUACAGUACAGAUAAAGUCCAAUCAAUCUCUGAUGCUAAAUUUGGACAUAUCAAAACAAGUGGAGGUAAUUUAUAACAUCACAAAUACAGCUGGACCAUCCAGUGGUCAGAUCUGUACAGUGGAUGGACGCUCCCUGCAGUGCAGACCAGAAUAUAAACAGAGAGUGUUGGUUAUCUCGGCUCUUGAGCUGAGUGCAGUGACUCCAUCUGAUAGUGGAGUUUAUACAAUAAUAGAGUCCAGGAACAAAGAGGUCAUUCACACCUACACAGUGACUGUCCAAGAUGACCAGACGGACCUGGAGAGAUUUAAAGGAGCUGCUGUACCAGUGUGGAUUUUUGUACCGGUGGUGGUCACAUGCAUAGUUGUGAAUGCGAUAUUGGCUGCAGUGAUUGUGCAGCUGAGGAGAAAGAAUCAAGGUAUCAUCGCCUGAUGAUGGAUGACCAGGUCGUCUGAGAGGUCAUUGCCAACCAAGCGCUCUCUCACCUAAGUUCUUUUGCUCUUUUUCUCAACCAUAGUGUGUGUGUGAAAGAGAGAGAGAGAGAGAGAGAGAGAGAGAGAGAGAGAGAGAUGGGGGAGAUGGGGGGGGUUAGGGGGUUAUAUUGAUCAGUCCUACACUGCAUUAAGAAUUGUUAUUCUGUAGGUCUCUAGUGUUGAUACUUUAUUAUCUCUUCAUUUACAAAUAAUUUUUUGUUUUUGCACUUGCACUGUCAAAGUCUGUAAAGCACUACUGCCAAGAUGUUGCUGUAGUUCAGAAUGCUUGUUCUUAGUCUAGAAAAAAAGUGUGCCAUGAAAUCUGUACUGUUACUGUAGUUUGAACUAUGAUCUUUGUGAUAUGUUCAUUCAGAUUAACUAGCACAAGAUUGUGUAUCAUUUCCUUACAUGCAAACUUCUGACUCUGUUGUUGCACCUCUUAAUCGUAAUUGUACGCCCCAGAGAAGUAUGUGAAGCUGGCAACUACGAUCACUUUGGGUCGUGAUUGCUUGACUCUCUUCAUAAUAAAAGACUUGCCCUUGUGAAGAGAACUGCCGCUUGACCACGGGUUAGGUUGGUCAGAUACUAAUGAUUAUUAACCUUAUUUGUACCAUUCACCUCCAUUCAAUAAGGGUUCGCUUGCCUUUUUACUUUCAUGUUCACAAUCUGUAAUACAUCUACAAUUUAGAUUUUACAAGUAAGGUAAGGAUUUCAUGGCACACUGUACGAUUGCGGUAGCAGUGCAACAAUACAGGCAAAAAUUUGCAUGUAGCAAACUUGUGCAAGCUGAUCUGAAUGAAUGAAAAGCACAAAAUGUAGGCAAAAUGGAAAUUUGCACAUCUGAAAAUGAAACUAAAUGCAUUAAGAGUCCAAAAUUGUUUGUGGAACUCGCUUUUAAUAUUUGCACUAAAUUCAAAACCUGAGGUACGUCUUUAAAUCAUA
Molecule: messenger RNA, 1829 nt
Organism: Colossoma macropomum (tambaqui)
Lineage: Eukaryota; Metazoa; Chordata; Actinopteri; Characiformes; Serrasalmidae
Exons: 4
Coding region: 46-846 (266 amino acids)
Source: RefSeq, a predicted model, not a curated record